This is a messenger RNA of Drosophila montana, 2074 nucleotides long. RefSeq names its product Allatostatin A receptor 2 (gene AstA-R2). NCBI's taxonomy places the organism in Eukaryota, Metazoa, Arthropoda, Insecta, Diptera, Drosophilidae. The transcript is spliced from 4 exons. The record is from RefSeq and is a predicted model, not a curated record. Gene Ontology annotation, molecular function: neuropeptide Y receptor activity. Gene Ontology annotation, biological process: G protein-coupled receptor signaling pathway. Gene Ontology annotation, cellular component: plasma membrane. Bases 464 to 1573 code for a protein of 369 amino acids.
GUGCAUUGGUGUGGCUCCAAAUUGUCUUUGGGGACAGCUACGUGUGGUAGUCCGCGAAUUAAGCUGGUGCUGUUUGCUUCGCUCGGACAAUGUCGCCGCUGUUGUUCCCUGCGGAUUAUUGUGCAUGAUAAUUGAAAUAAAAAAAAAGAAGAAAAAAUAAAAGAAAAAUAUAUAUAAACAUUCUUCGAUUCUAUCGUGCUGGUCAUUGUCAACUGCUGCUUGGCCAAAAUCGUUUAAUUGGAAAUUUGUUAUUUGAACCCGACGAACCGUGAAAAUACAACGGAAAAACUGUCGCGACAAAGGCGACUGCCAAAUUGAAAAAGCAAAAAGCAAAAUUAAAUAAAAUUAUAAGAAAGGAAAAUGUUUCACCCGCGUAUUGUGUGCGGCAACCAAAAAAGGAAAUGUAAUGAGCGUUGGGGCAAUUAAAAAUCAAUAGAAAACUGUAGACAGAAAGCGCCACAGCAUGAACCUAAGCAACAUAACCGUGGCCAUGCCCAGCAACAGCAGCUGGCUGGAGUCGCAGCUGGAGCUGACCACAGCGAGCAGCAACUUAGACAAUUCAACUCUAUCCUCAUUCUACGCCGAGGCGGAGGCCAUACGGGCCACUGUGCGCUGGCUGGUGCCAAUCUUUUUUGGCAUCAUUGCCAUCUCGGGUUUCUUUGGCAACCUGUUGGUCAUACUGGUGGUGCUGCUGAACAAGAACAUGCACUCCACAACAAAUCUGCUGAUUGUCAACCUAGCCGCAGCCGAUCUGCUGUUCGUCAUCUUCUGCGUACCGUUCACGGCAAUCGACUAUGUGACCCAGCAUUGGCCCUUUGGCAAGAUGUGGUGCCGCAGUGUCCAGUAUUUGAUAGUGGUUACCGCUUAUGCUUCCAUCUAUACGCUCGUCCUGAUGUCCAUCGAUCGCUUCUUGGCCGUCGUUCAUCCCAUACGCUCUCGCAUGCUGCGCACCGAGCAUAUCACAAAGAUAGCCAUAUUUACGCUCUGGACGGUGGUGCUGACUGUCUCCAUGCCGGUCACCUUUGCGCAUGAUGUGGUGGUCGACUAUGAUAACCAGACGAACGUCACCUACGCCAUGUGCCGCUUCAUAGACAACGAUGUCCUUGAUCUGAGCACCUUUCAGGUGAGCUUCUUCAUAAGCUCGUAUCUGCUGCCCCUGAUGGUCAUCAGUGGAUUGUAUGUGCGCAUGAUAAUGCGCCUCUGGCAUCAGGGCACAGGCGUGCGCAUGUCCAAGGAGUCGCAGCGUGGUCGCAAACGGGUCACCCGUCUGGUGGUUGUUGUGGUCAUUGCCUUCGCCUCGCUCUGGCUGCCCGUGCAGCUAAUACUACUGCUGAAGGCGCUGGACAUGUAUGAAAUAAACAGCAUGUUUAAUGUCAUACUGCAGAUAGUGGCCCAUACCAUGGCGUACACCAGCUCCUGCAUCAAUCCGCUGCUCUACGCCUUUCUCUCAGACAAUUUUCGCAAGGCCUUCUACAAGGCCAUUAACUGCUCGAAUCGCUACCACAAUUACACAUCUGAUUUGCCGCCGCCGCGCAAGACGUCCUGCGGCAGGACCUCCACGACGGGCAUGUAAGCGCCAAUGCGACGACAACCAAAAAUCGGCGACAGCCCCAAUAAUAUGUAGUAUGUAUCGAAUUGUGAUUGACCGACUGGCAACAGCAGGGGGAGUGGGAGAAGGUGGCAGAUUGAUUGCCUCGCGGACGCUGGAACGCGGCCAACCGGCUAAAUGCGGCCGAUUAUGGGGCUGAGCAUGUGCCGUUAAUUAACGUCCGAUGCCCAAAAUGAAAGGACCGAAGUUUCCAGCACAGCAACAAAGUAAAACUCUGAUCAAAAUAAAGCGCGCAUUUCAAAUCGCGAUAGCUAUUUGAAUCAUCCAGUUGUAUAUGUAUUUAGACUUAGGUAUAGAUGUACUAUAUAUAGGCAAAUCGAACUCCCUACGAGUUAACGCUUGUUAUGGGCCACGCGCAGUCGUGUGCAGUGGGGCGUUGCCAAAUGUAAACAAAACUGUUAAUUGCGCAGCUUUUUGCUAAUUCAAUGUAAACAAUAAAUGAAAUAAACAAGAAAUCCAAUAUUA